CCCCAUUUCCCCGUCCUACGCCCUACCCCGUCACUAUUUGCAAACUGGCCCCAAGGCCUGGGGUCCCCGUGAGGGGAGUGGGGAACUGUGGGAAUAGGAGGGGGAAGGUGAGACAUCAGGUAGGUGGUGAGGGAGAGCAUUCCUAAGUCCUGGGGCCCCAGUCCUCUUAGAAAUUCUGACUGUCCCUUCAUCCCCAGCGGGAGGGCGGCAACCCUGCAGCUCCAGAAGCUUCCCGUGCCUCCCUCCUGGUUUCCCUCGGUUACCAGAGCCAGAGCCUCUUCACCCCAGGCUCCCAGGGAAGACAGCGCUGCUCACUGACACCCUCAGCUGCAGACUGGUGAUUCCAGGCCAGACUGAGGCCCACCUGUGAAGUCCCCAUCUGAACCAAGGACCGGCCAGUCUGAGAAGUUUCCUGUUGCAAGGUCACCAAGGGGCUUCGUGUUCCUUCCUUGCCAGGCCCCAGCAUGCAGGGCACCCUAACACCACCAUUAGUGUCCGUCCCCAGCCAGUCCACAGUCUCCAACCAGGGCCCGCCGCCCACUGCAAGCCAGAUUUCAAACGUAGGCCCACAGCCUUCGAAGACCGUGUCCUCCUCAGGCCCACUCCCAGCAAAGAGCAAGCCCACAAAUGUGCGUCACAUGCGCCGGAUCAUCGCUGAGGAUGCUGAGUGGUCACUGGCCAUUGUGCCCCUCCUCACAGAGCUCUGCAUUCAGCACAUCAUCAAGAACUUCGAGAAAAACCCUAUUCUGAAGCAGCUGCUCCCAGAGCACCAGCAGAAGGUCUUGAACCACCUGUCCCCUGACCUGCCGCUGGCUGUGACGGCCAACUUGAUCGAAGAUGAGAACUACUGGCGUCACUGCUGCACGACGCGCUGGCCGGUGUGCCACGUGGCCAAGCAUGGCGGCAGCUGGAAACACAUGUUCUUCGAGAGGCACUUGGAGAACUUGCUGAAGCACUUCAUCCCGGGUACCACGGACCCCAGCGUCAUCCUCGACUUGCUGCCCCUCUGCAGGAACUACGUGCGCAGGAUCCGUGUGGAUCAGUUCCUUCCACCAGUGCAGCUCCCAACCUCGCCGCUGACCCGGGAGCUGUCCGAGUCGGAAAGCGAGGUGGAGUCGGAGGAGCCCACCAUGGACCACUACCAGCUGGGCGAUCUGGUGGCCGGCCUGAUCCACCUGGAGGAGCUGGACCUGGUGUACGGUGUCAAAGACUGUGGCAUGAACUUCGAGUGGAACCUCUUCCUUUUCACCUACCGAGACUGUCACUCCUUGGCGGCCACCAUCAAGGCAUGCCACACCCUUAAGAUCUUCAGGCUGACUCGAAGCAAGGUGGACGAUGAGAAGGCCCGCAUCCUGAUCCGCAGCCUGCUUGACCACCCAGCCCUCAGGGAGCUGGACCUGUCGCACAACCUCAUUGGGGACCGUGGUGCAUGUGCUGCUGCAAAGCUGCUCAGCCACAGCCGCCUGCGCGUGCUUAACCUGGCCAACAACCAAGUACGUGGGCCGGGCGCGCAGUCGUUGGCUCACGCCCUGGCACACAACACCAACCUCAUUUCCCUCAACCUACGCCUCAACUGCCUCGAAGAUGAGGGCGGCCAGGCACUUGCCCAUGCCUUGCAGACCAACAAGUGCCUUACCACACUGAACCUUGGUGGCAAUGAGUUGUCCGAGCCCACAGCCACGCUCCUCGCCCAGGUGCUUGCCAUCAACACUACGCUCACCAGCAUCAACCUGUCCUGCAACCACAUCGGGCUGGAUGGUGGCAAGCAGCUCCUGGAAGGCAUGUCAGACAACAAGACCCUCCUGGAAUUUGACCUCCGCCUAUCAGAUGUAGCCCAGGAGAGCGAGUACCUCAUUGGCCAGGCCCUCUGUGCCAACCGGGAAGCUGCCCGUCAGCGGACCUUGAAUCCUGGCUAUUUGACGUCUCCCAUCAUUGCCAAUGACCCUGAUCAUUCUGUGGAAUAAGAGUGGGGACAGGGACCUGACUUGGGUCUUUACCUCAGCUCCAUCGGGAAUUUCAUGCUUUUGCUGGGCACUCUGCUGCAGAAUGUCACAGUGGUUCAGAGGAAGGGGGAGGGGAGACCAGUCCUUGAAGUAUGUGAUAGAGGGUCAUAGGCAAACCGAUGGGAGGUGGGGAAGGGGAACUGAGAUAGGGAAAGAAGCAGUAUAAAGCAGACACCUAGUUUUGGGACCCAGAAAAAGGAUUACUGGACCCCACAAAUGACCAACUCCUUCCAGCAAUAGGUAAGGCAGAGAAGACUCUGAGGACUGUACCUGAUCAGACAGGUUUUCUCCUGUGAGGGCUGCCCACCUCCCUGGCUCACCACUCCCAUAUUCCUCUCUACUGCGCAGAUCCUUAACCUUCAAGUACAUAUACACAUUCUCUCCCUCUUCCUCUCUCUCACUCUCUCCUUCUCCUUCUCCCUCUCUCUCUCCCCUCUGGCUACAGUAGAAUCAUGCCUGGCUCUUUCUGCCACCUUCCUGUUGCCUGAUUCUAUAGGGUCAUGUUGGUCACAUUCUAUAGGUCACACCAUCCCCUAAUCCCCAACUCUCAAUUUGAGAAAGGGACAAUGGGUGACAGGAGCUCAGACCUCCCUUGAGGAGGCAAUCGUAGAGAAUGACUGCUGAGGAAGUGUGGUAUUACUCCUGCCAUCCACCCCAGGGAGCUUCUUGCAGGACAAAGGAGAUAGGGAAGCAGCGCACACUGGGAAAGAGAGAUCAGUGAGUCAUCCGCAACUUUAUUAUCCACCAGUUUGAUUUGUACAAUCUUUGCGCUUGGAU
Molecule: messenger RNA, 2780 nt
Organism: Marmota monax (woodchuck)
Lineage: Eukaryota; Metazoa; Chordata; Mammalia; Rodentia; Sciuridae
Gene: Tcte1
Product: t-complex-associated-testis-expressed 1
Exons: 6
Coding region: 465-1964 (499 amino acids)
Biological process (GO): flagellated sperm motility
Cellular component (GO): sperm flagellum
Molecular function (GO): protein binding
Source: RefSeq, a predicted model, not a curated record